Molecule: messenger RNA, 1969 nt
Organism: Cydia amplana
Lineage: Eukaryota; Metazoa; Arthropoda; Insecta; Lepidoptera; Tortricidae
Product: ATP-binding cassette sub-family G member 1-like
Exons: 11
Coding region: 136-1959 (607 amino acids)
Biological process (GO): transmembrane transport
Cellular component (GO): membrane
Molecular function (GO): ATP hydrolysis activity; ABC-type transporter activity; ATP binding
Source: RefSeq, a predicted model, not a curated record
AGUAUCGUGCUGCGCGUACGCUGCGCCGCAGCCACUCACUGCUACUCGCAAACGAUUAUUCAAUUCCACAAGUGCAGCUGCAGAGUAACCAGCUCGUCCGGUCAGAAGCUACUUAAACGUGAAUAUUUUGCGAGAAUGGACGUCGAAUCCGGCAAAGACAGUGUAAGCAUCGAGGACUCCAGUCGCGUUGUGUUCUUAGACACAAAAUAUACCAGGAUACAGUCAAUUGCUGGUCGGAUAUGCAGGAGAACAAAGCGAGGCCCACGCGAUAGACCAGCCAUCCUGCGAGGAGCCUGCGGGGCGCUCCGGCCGGGGCGCUUGACUUUCAUCCUCGGGCCAUCGGGGGCAGGGAAAACCACCUUAUUAAAAAUAUUAGCCAAGCGAAAGAAAGCUGGUGUAGAAGGAUUGCUCUACGGUACAGACCGGAACACGGUGUUGGUGGCUCAACAGGCGUCGCUUAUAGACACUCUCACAGGAAAGGAAACCCUAAUAUUUGCAGCCAGCCUCAAGCUUCCCAAUGCUACACCUAGAGAGAGAGAAAACGCGAUCGAGUCGGUGUCAUCGCAGCUCGGUAUGGAGGGUGUACUUGACACAAAAGCUGGUCAAAUGUCAGGAGGCGAAAGGAAGCGACUGACGAUUGCAUGCGAACUACUCACCAAUCCUCUAAUCAUGCUACUGGAUGAGCCUACCAGUGGCUUAGACUCUGUGUCCUCGAUGUCCGUGGCCCGCGCGCUCCGCGACGUCGCCAGCAACGGCCGCAUCGUGGCGUGCGUCAUCCACCAACCAUCUUCCAACCUGUUCACGUCCGCCGACGACGUCAUACUGAUGGCCGAAGGGCGGACGAUAUACGCGGGCGAGAUACAAGAUAUCCCCGACACACUGGCUAAAGCAGGUUAUAGAUGUCCGCAGUACUACAAUAUGGCUGAUUAUUUAUUAGAAAUCGCCAGUGGAGAGCACAUUGGUAAUUUAAGCUACAUAGAGCAAGAAGCUAAAAGUUACACGGUUGAAAUGAAGAAAAUAGCCAAGAACACAGUCUUAAACGGAAACGGAAAAGGUGGGUUUUACGCAACAGAAGACGAGGCUUUACUGAGCGCGUCGCCGGCGCAACCCGCACGGCUCACAGCCGGGCUGUGGAGACAGCUAUGCGCGCUGCUGUGGCGCUGCAGUAUAGGCGCCAUGCGAGACGUACACUUAACACAGAUCCGCCUGGUGUGUCACCUGCUGGUGGCGCUGCUGCUGGGCGCGCUGUACAGCGGCGCGGGCGCGGCCGCCGACCGCAUCGUCACCAACACCGCCUGCCUCUUCUUCUUCCUGCUCUUCCUCUUCUUCUCCAACGCAAUGCCUACUGUUAACACGUUUCCAGCAGAAGCAACGGUGAUCCUUCAGGAACAUUUGAAUAAAUGGUACAGCUUAACAGCAUACUGCAUGUCCAAAAUCAUAAUUGAUCUACCAGUGCAGCUGCUGUGUGCUACGCUGUUCCUGUUUCCGGCGUGGUAUUUGACGUCGCAGCCGAUGGAAUACCACCGGCUGGGCCUAGCCUGGGCUAUCUGCGUUCUCAUCACGAUUCUGGCGCAGACCUUCGGGCUGGUCGUCGGGACGGCGUGUGAUGUCAAGUUGGGAAUGUUCGUAGUACCAGCCGCCAAUAUUCCGAUGCUGAUGUUCUCGGAGUUUUUCAUUCCGUACCACGAGAUGCCGCCAUACUUACAGCCGUUCGCAAACAUAUCGUACUUCCGGUACGCCUUCGAUGCCUUCGUGCAAGCAGCGUACGGCUUCGAGCGAGAACAACUGCCGUGCAACAAAAUAUUCUGCUUGUUCCGAACCCCAAAGGAGUAUCUCGUAUAUCUAGGACUAAAUAGACCUUUCAUAUAUGAUAUCUACGCCUUAUUCAUAUGGAUAGUUUUAUUGCAGAUUUUGUUUGUAUGUGUAUUAAAAUACAGAGUCUACAAGGCAUGUCGAUAGUAUACUAGUA